UUUGGACAUGAAAUCACAAACGAGAUUUGGAAAAAACAGCAGAGAAAUCACAGAAAGGAGUCGUUGAUAUAGGAUUUUAACAGUGAAUCUAUAAAAGUGCGAAACCCUAGAGAGAUAGGGAGGAGAGAGACUCGGAGAGGGGGAGAGAGAGAUCAGAAUCAAUGGACAUCUUAAAGGAAGAGUUACAAAGGCAGAGAAAGGCCUUAGCGGAGCAGACCGGAGGCAGACGGAUCUUCAAACGCUCCGAACUCGAACAAAAAAAGAUCCAACAGCUCCGUCAAGAAGAACGUCGCGACGCUGAGCAAAAACAACUCCGUCAGAACCCCCUAAAUCCUAAUUCCAACCCUAAUUCGUCUUCCUCUAACCCUAAUUCCCUUUCCGACCCGCCCAAAACCCGACCCGACUCCUCCUCCUCUUCCAAGCCACUAACCGAUGAGGAAAAAAUCGACAUUCUUAAUUUACCGAAGCAGGAGGUGAUUCGUCGAUUACGCUUUCUAAAACAGCCGAUCACGUUGUUUGGAGAAGACGAUGAGGCGAGGCUGAGCCGGAUGAAGUAUGUGUUGAAGGCGGGGUUGUUUGAGGUGGAUGAUGAUAUGACGGAGGGGCAGACGAAUGAUUUUUUACGAGAUAUUGUUGAGUUGAAGAAGCGGCAGAAGAUGGGGAAUAUGGGGGAUAGGAAGAGGAAAGUGUCGAGGGAGGAGCGGAGUGAGGAUAAUGACGGUGGAGGCGGGGAUGAUGAGGAGGAUUUGAGUGGUGGUGAUGAUGAGGAGAAUGAUCGGGAUUUGAAGAGGAUGAGGAGUGAUUUUGAGGAGCUGUGUGAUGAGGAUAAGAUUCUUGUGUUUUUUAAGAGGUUGUUGAUUGAGUGGAAACAGGAGUUGCAGGCAAUGACGGAUAUGGAGAAGAGGACGGCUAAAGGGAAGAGUACGGUUGCUACGUUUCAGCAGUGUGCGCGGUAUUUGAAUCCGUUGUUUAAGUUCUGUAGGAAGAAGAUUCUUCAGGAUGAUAUUCGGCAAGCAUUGAUGUUGAUGGUUAACUGCUGCAAAAAGCGGGACUACCUAGCUGCAAUGGAUCAUUAUAUCAGAAUGGCCAUUGGUAAUGCACCUUGGCCUAUUGGUGUUACUAUGGUUGGUAUUCACGAGCGUUCAGCUCGUGAGAAGAUUCACACCAACAGUGUAGCACACAUUAUGAACGAUGAGACAACACGAAAAUAUCUGCAGUCGGUAAAAAGAUUGAUGACAUUCUGUCAGAGGCGAUAUCCUACAAUGCCUUCUAAAGCAGUUGAGUUUAACAGCUUGGCAAAUGGCAGUGAUCUGCAAUCGCUGUUGGCUGAGGAGAGAGGCGACAUGGGCAGUGAACCUGAUGAGGAAAGGCUUCGGCUGAUGGCUCCUCCAAGUGAAAAAUAAAUAACUUCAGGCCGUGCUUUGUUGCUCAUUUGAUUUUGAGUCAUUGUAAUGCAAUUUUAUGAUAUAAUUGCACAACUCUAUAACUGGACACAGGAAGAAUGCGGAUAUCUUAUGUAUUAUGUACAUUUAAAGUGCAUGUAUUUACCUGUCCGUUCUUGUUCUAUGGUUUGUGUUGUAUUCUAGAAAUGGCUCGAUUGACAAAUGAAUCAGCAUAUUUAUACAUUUUUUUUUUUCA
Daucus carota subsp. sativus is the source of this 1638-nucleotide messenger RNA. RefSeq lists its product as uncharacterized. The transcript is spliced from 2 exons. Gene Ontology annotation, cellular component: U2-type post-spliceosomal complex; U5 snRNP; U4/U6 x U5 tri-snRNP complex. Gene Ontology annotation, biological process: RNA splicing; generation of catalytic spliceosome for second transesterification step. NCBI's taxonomy places the organism in Eukaryota, Viridiplantae, Streptophyta, Magnoliopsida, Apiales, Apiaceae. The coding region runs from base 162 to 1403 and encodes 413 amino acids. The record is from RefSeq and is a predicted model, not a curated record.